Molecule: messenger RNA, 803 nt
Organism: Porites evermanni
Lineage: Eukaryota; Metazoa; Cnidaria; Anthozoa; Scleractinia; Poritidae
Source: the annotation of a GenBank genome assembly
AUGAAGACCCUAAAGCAAUUGGCAUUUGAAGCGGUUCCCAAUAAGGGAUUGAUGGCUGAAACGUUCCUUGUGCCCUGGCACCCGAUCACACAAGAAUUGCAGGAGCAGCAAUAUAUCGAGGACAGAAAUCGAUAUAGAGAACAACAUCGCGUAAACUUCAGGUAUGUAUAUGAAGAUUUGUGUUUUAUCGAAGCAUGGUUUUCAAACUCAAAAAUUUACCCUAGAAAUGUUGCAUUUUUAGACCAAUUGUGGAAUCACUGUUUUGGAUUAGAGACUGCACAUGGUUAAGUGUGAAGAGCAAAUGCUGUAUGAUUGAACUAUAAAAAACGUGUUUUUAAAAAACGCCCAUGUUUAUGUUUAUUUUAGAAAAUGUUUAAAACAACUGCAAGUUCGAAGAUGGGAUACCUUUUGCCGUAAAACGGGGUGGGUCGCAACUAAAUUCGCUCGCUAUGGAGAAGACCCAAGAUGCCCACAAUGUAAAAGAAUUAGGACAACGGGUUUAACGUUAGACGGAUUACGUUUGAAAAGGCAAAAACAAAAAGUUGACCAAAAUGAGGAGACACAUUUGAUGCGUCUUUUUUACUAUACACCUAUUCGUAGAGAAUUAUUCGAUUAGAUUGAUUUAUAAAAACUUGUUUUUAAACGCGCUUGCUGAUUGAUUAUGUUUUAGAAAUUGUUUGAAUCAACUGAAAGUAGGAAGAUGGAAUACCUAUUGCCAUAAAACCGAAUGGGUCGUCACUAAGUACGCUCGCUAUGGGGAAGACCCAAGAUGUCCACAAUGUAAAAGAAUUAAGACAACACGA